AUGUCGAAAAUAUUUACUCCAACUAAUCAAAUUCGUCUCACUAAUGUGGCUGUCGUUCGGAUGAAAAAAAACGGUAAACGAUUCGAAAUAGCGUGCUAUAAGAAUAAAGUAGUUUCGUGGAGGAAUGGCAUUGAAAAAGAUAUUGAUGAGGUGUUACAAACACAUUCGGUGUUCACUAACGUAUCCAAAGGCCAAGUGGCCAAAAAGGAAGAUUUACAAAAAAUUUUUGACACUGAUAACUCAACGGAUAUUUGCAAACACAUAUUAGAGAAAGGCGAGUUACAGAUUUCUGAUAAAGAAAGAUCAGCUCAAUUGGAUGCGUCUUAUAAAGAUAUUGCCACUAUUGUUGCGGAUAAAUGUGUUAACCCUGAAACCAAAAGACCAUAUUCUGUAACCAUGAUAGAAAAAGCAAUGAAAGAUGUACAUUAUUCAGUAAAACCGAAUCGAAACUCUAAACAACAAGCUCUCGAUGUCAUUCGUUUAAUCAAGACUGUACUUCCGCUUGAUAGAGCUAUGAUGAGGCUCAAAGUUGAAUCAACGAGCAAAGAUGCAAAAAAAUUGAAGGAAAAAUUUGUUGCUCUAGCAUCGUCUGUAGAGUCUGAAAAUUGGGACUCUGGAGAAAUUACUCUGGUACUACUUAUUGAUCCUGGGAAUUAUAGACAAAUAGAUGAACUUGUGAGAUCAGAUUCUAAAGGUACUACUCAAAUGGAAGUUCUUAGUUUAAAAGAAGUUGUAGAAGGAGACACCUUUUUAGAUUAA
Molecule: messenger RNA, 759 nt
Organism: Macrosiphum euphorbiae (potato aphid)
Lineage: Eukaryota; Metazoa; Arthropoda; Insecta; Hemiptera; Aphididae
Source: the annotation of a GenBank genome assembly